AUGGAUGUUCAGGAGGAUUUGGUGUACUAGGCGAAGCUGGUAGAACAAGUCAAGCGAUACAAUGAAAUGGUGGAAUCAAUGAAGAAAGUAGCAGGAAUGGAUGUGGAGCUGACAGUUGAAGAACGACACCUUUUAUCGGUUGCGUAUAAAACAGUGAUUGGAGCCAGAAGAGCAUCCUGGAGACUCAUCAGCAGCAUUGAACAGAAGGAAGAAAACAAGGGAGCAGAGGACAAACUAAAGAUGAUUCGGGAGUACCAGCAAAUGGUUGUAACUGAGCUCAAAUUAAUCUGCUGUGACAUUUUGGAUGUAUUACUGGACAAGCACCUCAUUCCAGCAGCUAACACUGGCAAGUCCAAGGUUUUCUAUUAUAAAGUGAUAGCGGACUACCACAGGUGUCUGGCUGAGUUUGCCACAGGAAACGACAGGAAGGAGGCGGAAAACAGCCUCAGGGCUUACAAAGCUGCCAGUGACAUUGCCAUGACAGAACUUCCUCCAAUGCACCCCAUUCUUUUAGGUCUUGCUCUCAACUUUUCCGUAUUCUACUAUGAAAUUCUGAAUUCCGCUGACCGUGCCUGCAGGUUGGCAAAAGCGGCCUUUGAUGACGCGAUUGCAGAACUGGACACGCUGAGUGAAAAAAGCUAUACGGACUUUAUGCUUACCACGCAGCUGCUACGUGAUAACCUGACGCAUUGGACCUCAAACAUGCAGAGCGAUGGUGAAGCGCAGAAUAAAGAAGUGCUGUGGUUUGUGGAAGAUGAAAAUCAGUGAGCCGUACUAAAGCCAACAAGAGAACACAUCUCUGAUCACCCUCCCUCCCCACCGUC
Messenger RNA from Myodes glareolus (Bank vole), 824 nucleotides. Its product is annotated as 14-3-3 protein epsilon. Lineage: Eukaryota; Metazoa; Chordata; Mammalia; Rodentia; Cricetidae. The record is from RefSeq and is a predicted model, not a curated record.